Molecule: messenger RNA, 1466 nt
Organism: Fomitopsis serialis
Lineage: Eukaryota; Fungi; Basidiomycota; Agaricomycetes; Polyporales; Fomitopsidaceae
Product: putative methyltransferase-domain-containing protein
Exons: 8
Coding region: 62-1204 (380 amino acids)
Source: RefSeq, a predicted model, not a curated record
CUACAUCCCACCUUGUCGUGCAACACCGACUGUCGUCCAGUGAAGACAACAAAGAAUCAGGAUGUUCUUCUACCUGUCAUUCCUUCGACCUCCGCCGUCUCAUGUCCUCCCGUCAUCUCCUGUUUCAAUAACACCGCAGGUUGCAAACGACUUGCGCACAGAGCUGCUUGUUGACGCUCAAGAUAUCUACUACGCUUGGUGCCUCCCCUCUGCUCCUCAUGCAAAACCGAGUCAACUGCCAGGGAUCACUCAGCCUCUGAAGCUGACGACAUGGAGACAAGGUAGCGCUUACAAAGAGCUGCUAGUACCAGCUCCUCCGGGCAUUAGAGAAAGCCAAUACUACUGCCUUGUCCUUACCACCCAUGCUCAAGGACAUCCGCACAUCAUCAACCUGGGGUCGGCAGAUGUCGGUCAGCGACCUUUUCCGGUCAUGUCUAUGCCCAUCUUCUUUAGCUCCAAGAUACCGAAGACGAAACUUCCAUCAUUCUCGGAGAAACAGGUCUUCAUGCGCGUGAGGGAACAAACGUCAUUCGACCUCGACAAGAAGGUAUGGGACAGUGGUGUGGGGCUAAGCUCUUGGAUCACUGCUUUAGCGAACGACGACAGCGUCGUGAGCACCUCCCACGCUGUCGCCCGCAUGAAAAAUGCCCUUUUGUGCCCUGAGCGGCGACAUAUCAUCGAGCUGGGUGCGGGCACAGGCAUGGUGUCCCUGGCUCUCGGAGCGCUGCGGUCCACGAAAGCUACGGAUGGUGGCUGCAUUAUUACGACGGAUCUAUCAUCCGCAAUGCCUCUCCUCGAACACAACAUCUCGAGUAAUGCAUCGCUGUUCUCUUCGGAUGCCAGUCGUCCCAGGGCUCUUACGCUUGACUGGGACGAGCAGACACUUCCACCUGAAGUUUCCGCUACGCAAGACGGGUUUGACGUGAUACUCAUGGCGGACGUCACGUACAAUACCUCUGCGUUCCCGUCGCUGAUACGAACAGUCUCAGACAUUCUCCGUCUACGCUCGGCAGUACCACCGUCGAAAUCGGGGUCGCUGGAGACUAUGAUACUGCUCGGGUAUAAGGAGCGUGACCCCGCAGAACGGACGCUGUGGGAGACGAUGAGAGAGAUUGGCGUACAACUCGAGAAAGUGGACGAAAGACGUGGUGCGGGCGGGGAUCCUGUCGAGAUAUGGAUAGGAACAGUCGAUCGAGCAGCGUAGCAGUCCUGAUGCCUUUACCUGCGGCACAUUCAUUGGCCUCAAAAUGGAUUGGGACAGUUUGGCUUCACCUCGCGACGAGGGCGCUCCGGCAAUGUUGGCCUCCUGACGAUCAAUUUGAGGUGUUCGAGGGUGUCCAUCAUUCGCCGCUACAAAGUCGAUUCACUGGAUACAACAGCGAGCAUGAUACCGUUCGCGAGAAGAAAGCAGAUGAAAGAAGCAGCUUGUCGACUGCGCUGGGCUUUUCCUUCAAAUUAAACAGCCG